CGCGGAUAAUACCGGGUCCUGCCCUGAGAGCCCAUCUGUGCAGCCGGUGCCUCCCGGCCCAGGGUUCCCUCCCAGCUCGGAUGAUGGCGCUGCGGGCCCGGGCCCUGUAUGACUUUAGAGCGGAGAACCCGGGGGAGGUGUCGCUGCGGGAGUCGGAGGUGCUGAGUCUGUGCAGCGAGCAGGACAUAGAGGGCUGGCUGGAAGGGCUGAACAGCCGGGGGGAGCGGGGGCUCUUUCCUGCCUCCUACGUGGAAGUUCUCCGGGGGGAACCUGCCGGGCCCCCGCCUCCCCCCCCCCCGGCUCUGGGAGACUCUCGCUACGCCAACUUGCCCACCGGGGGCUACGAGCCGGCCCAGCCUUUCCAGAGCGCCGCUGCCCCGCAGUUGGGCCUCGCCUUCCAGCCCCGGGCUCCCCCCGGCGGGUACCCGGCCAGCCAGCCCAGCGACGACGACUGGGACGAUGAAUGGGACGACAGCAGCUCCACGGCGGCGGAUGAACCGGCUGCCCAGCCGGGGGGGAGUUAUCCCGGCGGUUACCAUGACUACGAGGGCUCCAGCAGGUACCGCGUAUCCACUCGCUCCGACAUGCCGCCCGGCCCCUCCUCCCUCGCCUCCUCCCAGGCGGCCGGUAAGGGCUCCGCCACCGUCAGCCGCAACCUCAACCGCUUCUCGGCCUUCGUGAAGAGCGGGGGGGAGGCGUUCGUGCUGGGGGAGGCGGCGGGCUUCGUGCGGGACGGGGACAAGCUGUGCGUGGUGCCGGGGGCCGAGGGGCCGGAGUGGCAGGAGAACCCCUACCCGUUCCGCUGCUCCAUAGACGAACCCACCAAGCAGACGAAGUUCAAGGGCAUGAAGAGCUACAUCUCGUACCGGCUGCUCCCCAGCCACACGGGCCUGCAGGUGCACCGCCGCUACAAGCACUUCGACUGGCUGUACGCCCGGCUGCUCGAUAAGUUCCCGGUGGUGUCGGUGCCGCGCAUCCCGGAGAAACAGGCCACCGGGCGCUUCGAGGAGGAUUUCAUCUCCAAGCGGAAGAAGGGGCUGGUGUGGUGGAUGGAGCACAUGUGCAGCCACCCGGUCCUGGCGCGGUGCGACGCCUUCCAGCACUUCCUCAGCUGCACCGACGAGAAGGCCUGGAAACAGGGCAAGAGAAAGUGCGAGAGGGACGAGAUGGUGGGGGCCAACUUCUUCCUCACCCUCAGCCUCCCCCCCGGCUCCCCGGUGCUGGAGCCGCACGAUGUGGACGGGAGGUUGGACGGCUUCAAAGUCUUCACCAAACGGAUGGACGAGGGGGUCCUGCAGCUCAGCCAGACUGCCGGGGAGUUUGCCCGCAAACAGGCGGCCGGGUUCAAGAAGGAGUACCAGAAGGUGGGCCAGGCAGUCAGGGGGCUGGGGCAGGCCUUUGAGAUGGACCACAUGGUCUUUUCGGCUGGCCUCAACCGGGCAAUGGCCUUUACCGGAGAAGCCUACGAGGCUAUCGGGGAGAUGUUCGCUGAGCAGCCCCGCCAGGACUUGGACCCCAUUAUGGACUUGUUGGCCGUCUAUCAGGGCCACCUGGCCAACUUCCCCGACAUCAUCCAUGUUCAGAGAGGGGCUCUGACCAAAGUACGGGAGAGUAAGAAGCAAGUUGAAGAAGGGAAGUUGGAGCUGCAGAAAGCCGGUGAAAUCCAGGAGCGCUGUAACGUUAUCUCCUACGCCACGCUGGCAGAGAUCCACCAUUUCCACAAGAUCCGAGUCAGAGACUUUAAGUCACAAAUGCAACAUUUCUUGCAGCAACAGAUCUGCUUCUUCCAGAAAGUGACGCUAAAACUGGAGGAAGCGCUACAGAAAUACGACGCGGCCUAGAGACUCCCUCCGCUCUGAACUUAUUUCCUGGUUAUGGGGAUUGCUGAAAGCUGGGGGGGGGGGGCAGUCACCCCUAGGAACAAAAAAAAAAAAGAGGAGAACCUAUUGCCAAUAAUUGGCAGUUGGUACACGAAUGGUCAUACAUUUAUCUUUAGUAUACUGUGAUAAUGGAAAGAUGGAACCAUAAUGUAUCGUUCCAUAACACAUGCAACCUAGCACAUUUCUAUUGAAAUAAUACUAUCUAUGCCUACACUACCAUUGUACCUGUCCUGGGGAGCCACAUAUGCAGCAUUGCCUUACCCACAAACAUAUAUAUAGAUAUAUAUAUAUGUAUGUUACAGUGCGUACUGGGGCUGGACUGUGAUUAACAUGUUAAGCUUUAUUUUAUACUCUUACACGUGGAUUUAACAAGUCCUCUGUUUACAGAACUUCUACUUGAGCAACUAUUCAACUCUUGUGCCUUCCUGAGUAUUUUUUUUAGCAAUAAAUUCAUAUUUUAUCAGUGAA
Xenopus tropicalis (tropical clawed frog) is the source of this 2348-nucleotide messenger RNA. RefSeq names its product sorting nexin 18 (gene snx18). Gene Ontology annotation, molecular function: phosphatidylinositol binding. Gene Ontology annotation, biological process: protein transport; mitotic cell cycle. The record is from RefSeq and is marked provisional. Gene Ontology annotation, cellular component: cytosol; cytoplasmic vesicle membrane. NCBI's taxonomy places the organism in Eukaryota, Metazoa, Chordata, Amphibia, Anura, Pipidae.